Messenger RNA from Megalops cyprinoides (Indo-Pacific tarpon), 981 nucleotides. Its product is annotated as homeobox protein Hox-A1a-like. Bases 10 to 981 code for a protein of 323 amino acids. Lineage: Eukaryota; Metazoa; Chordata; Actinopteri; Elopiformes; Megalopidae. Gene Ontology annotation, biological process: regulation of transcription by RNA polymerase II. Gene Ontology annotation, molecular function: DNA-binding transcription factor activity, RNA polymerase II-specific; RNA polymerase II cis-regulatory region sequence-specific DNA binding. Gene Ontology annotation, cellular component: nucleus. The transcript has 2 exons. The record is from RefSeq and is a predicted model, not a curated record.
AAUGCUACAAUGAGCUCCUUCUUAGAUUACUCUGUAAUUGGUGGCGACGGAGAUUCCUGCUCCGCCAAGACCUUCCGCCCAGAACAUGGGAUUUCAGGUUUCCAGUCGUGUUCUGUCACAGGUAAUAAUUGCGGCGAUGAAGACCACUUUAUUGCGAGCAGACUUUCACCGGGUGGCAUUCCCUCCCACACCCACCAGUCGGGAUCCUACCAAAACCACAGCUCACUAGGCUUUACAUACACCACCCACACCGGAUGUGGCUCCAGCUAUGGUACACAGAAUGUCUGUCCAAGUUACAAUCAUUAUCCACUGGGCCAGGACGUGGAUUCCAAUGUGAGCUACCCACAAUGUGCCCCCCUAGUUUACUCUGGGAACAUUUCGUCAUCCAUGUUGCAGCAUCAUCAAGGUUACAGUGGAGCGACGCUGGGGCAACUCCAGUACACUCACGCGGCAUAUGGACACGAGCAGCCGAAUCUGUCCUUCGCUGGAUGCGGGAGCCACCUGUCCCCUCUGCAUGUCGCCACUCAUGACACCUGCUGCUCUCCCUUGUCUGAAAGUUCUCCGCCGACGCAGACAUUUGACUGGAUGAAAGUCAAGCGAAACCCACCCAAGACUGGCAAAGUUGGAGAAUAUGGUUUCGCUGGCCAGCCCAAUAUGGUGAGGACCAACUUCAGCACCAAACAGCUGACGGAGCUUGAGAAGGAGUUCCACUUCAACAAGUACCUGACCCGCGCCAGGCGCGUAGAGAUCGCCGCGGCGCUGCAGCUGAACGAAACGCAAGUGAAAAUAUGGUUCCAGAAUCGCAGAAUGAAGCAAAAGAAGCGCGAGAAGGAAGGAUUGCUAUCUAAAUCUCCGUGUACUCCGACAGACAGAGAGGAGAAAGCGGAAAAGCCGUCAGGAAAAUCGCCAUCCCCCGCCACCACGCCAUCACCCGCCUCAUCCACAGCGUCUUCUAUGGCUGACCCCUACACGUCGAGCUAA